AUGACUCCUACAAGGUCUUUACCGUUUGAGCUCGAGGCUGCGAUCCUGCGCUUUUGCGAUCGUCAUUCUCUCGCAAUUCUGAUGCGCGUUUCCCCUGACUUUUUGGAACGCGCGAGACCUCUCUUUUACGAGGUCCUGUGCAUCACCCAUCCUUUGGAUGUCGCCCACCUAUCUGGGACUCCCUUGGCGCUGCCCUUCGUGCGCGUUCUUACAGCACACUUGGGUGCAGAGCUACUUCAGCUGCCGGCUCUUCCCAACCUUCAAACUCUGUCGUGGACGCACGACGCAUGGCCAGGUCAUGAGAAACCUCUCAACGCUCGGUCAGUACGCGCUUUCUUGUCACGCUUUCAGAGCGUUCGUCAUCUCGCGCUGUCAUUGUCGCUCUUGACCGUCCCCAAUUUGGACUUCGUUUUGGCGCCUAUCUCGACACGCUUGCUGUCUCUGAAGGUGGUCUGCGUGGUCCACGGCCCUAUGGAUCGUUGCCGAGCUCGACCAAGGAGCCUUUUCUGUAAUCUCCGCGUUCUGUCCGUCGACGAUCCCCGGUACGGGGAACUCAGCGGAUCGGCGUUCUCGUGUCUUACACGCGGGAACCGCUGCCUGCAGACGAUCCGCUUCCCUCGAGACACGACGUGGGCAUCGAUCCUGACUGCUUUGCGGCAUUCGCCUCCUUCCGUCUCAUCUUUGGAGUUCGAAGGCUGUCCACCGCUUGUGCGGUUAGCCCUCACGUACGACCCCUCGCAGUGGAUGCGCCUUCGGUCCCUGUCUUUUCGUGUCGCUCUGGAACCGCAUCAAAGUCUGCGAGUUUGGAGCGACACGUCAGACUUUUUCGAUCUGGUAUAUGGCGUGCCUUUGGCGCCGUCAUUGACAGCGGUUACCGUGAAUAUCGACGGGCGUCGCGCCUCCUGGGAUAUGGUCACCGAUGGAGGUGGGCCCUUAUUCGAUAUGGAUGGUCACGGUGGCGCCCUCGAUUGGCACUCUUGGUUUGCGGCGCUCGGCAGCCGGUGCACCCUCCACCUCAACGUCUAUACAUCAGCUGCAGAGGGCACUUCCGCAUUCAGCGCCAUCUCUACAGGCGUGGCCCGGACUGUUCCUUUCCCUCACACGGCGGUGGUUUUCGCUAACCGGCCAGUGGCCGUCCUAUCGCGAUUGCGGAGCGCAGACGUUCUGCGGCCCAAAGUACACGUUGAGCUCUUCGACGUUAUCGUCUCGUUCUGCGACCGCAACACCCUUCUCGCUCUGGUCUGCUCAGCGCAACACUUCCAUUACUUGCUCCGCCGUUUCUACGACACUGUACACAUUUGGACACCGCAGGAUGCGCUUACUCUCGACGACCGCAAGGACAUCGCUGAGUUCGUUCACGAGUUGAUUGUGCACACGUACCGCCUUCCUUGCUACCUGUCGGGUUUCGAGAACCUUCACACUCUGGAGUGGUGUCCACCCCCCAAUGUCCCUUUAUACGAUGUCCGUAGACGUCUCCCUCCCUUCCUUCGCCUUUUUUCGGGUCUUCGCCAUCUUCGUCUGGCUUACAAGACCUUUGGUCUUCGCGAGCUAGACGUUGCAUUGCGAGACUGCAGCGCGAGGCUUGUUUCAUUAGCCGUCUCAUUCAAGGUGUUCGCACCUUUUACCUCGAUGCAGGGAACGUCUUCAACCUUUCCUGCGCUACGCGAGCUUACUGUGCGUCAUUGCCUCGCCGAGGAUUACUCGCACUUUACGACGGACUACUUCCGCGCUCAUGCGCGCGGCCUGGAGAUUCUAGACAUCCCACAAGGUCUGACCUGGUCGGGGCUUGACGGAUUGCUGUCUCAUUCGCCGCCGAUGUUGAAGGAGCUGCGCCUAGGCCUAGUCCCUGCUGUUGAUCCGCCCUUUCCUUGGGUCUUAGGUCCUUCCGGGCAGAGGUCGCUUCAGCGUUUGCAAGUCGUGCAGUUCACCAUGCGCCGCGUGCACGAGGACGGACGACGGGAAUGGCGACGAUUGGCGACCUUUCUACGCACGGAAAGGACGAGAGGGAAUCUUCUUAGCUUGAGGACCGUCCGGGUUUGCGUUCUAGCGACGGCGAUGGAGCGCAUCACUGGAGUUAACUGGUGCUUGACUCUCUUCGGGGCUGUCCAGGAGUACGACAGCCUGCGUUGGGACACGUGGGUAUCUGACGUGCUAGGAGAUUUGGUCAGUCUGGAUAUUGUUUUUGUCGUCGACUUUGACGUGGACGGCGAGCAGGCGAUUGCCCUCCGACGCACUGUUCUUCAUCAUCUUCAAGUCGUACCUCCCGAGCGAUUGACUCUACGUAUCGUCGUGUCGCGCUCUCCAUCUUCGCAGCCUAUUCCUUUGGAGAUUCAGCACCUUGUUGCCGACAGCGCCGAUCGGCCUACUUUGGCGUCUCUCAUGCAGGUUACGAAGGCUUUGCAUAGGGACAUUUCCCCCCUCUUCUUCCGCACGCUGGUCAUUCGCUCUUUGUCGCAAGCGAAGGAGUUAAAGGCCCGACCCAGUCUUGGCAAGCACAUCCUCUCACUCGACGUUCAUCUGUACCUUCCUCCCGAAUCUUUGCCUCCCCUUCCCAACGUGCGCACCCUUUAUUGGAGGUUCAAUCGUCGGGGGGUCGACGCUGGCAUGACUCCAGAGCAUGCGGCUACUUUUCUCCAGCAGUUUCCUCAACUCCAGUCUCUCCGACUCGACUGCGACUUCUGCGGCACCGCAGAGCUCGACGUCGCUCUCCGGCAUGUGAGCCGCCAGAUAACCUCGCUCGAGAUCACCUUUUCCUCAGUGUUCUUUGACACCGAGAGCAUAUCUUCACCUGCGUCUGUGUACCACCAGCUUCGCACGCUCAAUCUUGCCGAUGGUCGCUACUGCGACGUGGGCGCAUUUGUGGAGAAGUACAUUUCUCUAUCUGCUCCUCAUCUCUCUCGUCUGCGGAUCCCGCGCUAUUGCGACUGGGAUGGAUUCUGCGGCGCUCUGCGUGCGGUGGCGUCGUCUUUGACCCACCUCGAUGUCGAGUGGUUCAAUGACAUUCUCUUCUACGAUACGCGGCCUAUGCCCGUCUUCCCCUGCCUUUCCACCGUGCUGUUCGAGGUCCACAACGCCAACGACGAACUGCGUCAAGAAUGGGACUUUAUGCUAGACUUCAUGCAUGCUUUCCGGUAUCGCGAGCAGCAUAAUCUGCAGCAUCUCCACACCAUCGCAAUUACCGUGUACGCGCGAAAUGCCGUUCCUUGCCUCCUCAUUGGGGAUUGGGAGUACGCGCUCUUCCGCGAGGGCGAUGGUCCAUCGGAGAUUGACUGGGCGCGUUGGGCGACAGUUGUUUUGGGACAGUCUCGGGUACUGCGGUUGGAGAUCCGCCCACCAUUUGCCGCCAGUAGUCCCGAGAUCCCGCGGCUUCGCGCGGGUAUUCACAAGCAUUUGUCACCAUUGCUUCCGAACCGCCUUCACCUAACUAUUAUUCCUACCUGA
Messenger RNA from Schizophyllum commune H4-8, 3441 nucleotides. RefSeq lists its product as uncharacterized. The transcript has 7 exons. Lineage: Eukaryota; Fungi; Basidiomycota; Agaricomycetes; Agaricales; Schizophyllaceae. The coding region runs from base 1 to 3441 and encodes 1146 amino acids. The record is from RefSeq and is a predicted model, not a curated record.